This is a messenger RNA of Drosophila serrata, 517 nucleotides long. RefSeq lists its product as uncharacterized. Lineage: Eukaryota; Metazoa; Arthropoda; Insecta; Diptera; Drosophilidae. The record is from RefSeq and is a predicted model, not a curated record.
GCAUUCCUUUUAUUUUGACAUUUUCCUUUAUUUUAAUUAAAUUGCGAGAAAAAUCAACGGGAAUCAAAGUCGGGAGGUUAAAAUCAAACAAGGAUUGCAUGGAACCCAGUCUCUUCUUUGUGCUGUUCUGGCGUGUGGCCAUGGAUGUCCUGUAUCCUUUUAGCUACAUGGACAGGUUCCUGGAGGACGCUCUGGCUAACGAGAGCCUAGUGUGGACGCCGAGCACUCGCAUCCCGCGGCUCCUGCUGACGGCGACGCGGAGUGCCUUUCGAACCAUUCUCAUGAUGGUCAUGUUGAUGGAGUUAUUCCAGGGCCUGGACGAGGCCUUGGCUAUGCAGGCUGCGGCCAAUAGAAGAAGACAACUCUAGAGGGAAUUUGCAGCCUGCUCCAAGGGAUUUGUUCUUAACUUAACCGCAACUCAAAGAAUUUUGUCUUGGGGUAGGACCUCCAUUGUGUCAUUAUUCACCGAGUCAAGUGUCGUCGCCGUCGCUGUCAUCGUUCGUCGUUGUCGUCGCUG